AUGCGGUACCGCGCGCCCCUCCCUUUCGGCAACAACUACCGGGGCCGCCUGGGGCACGGCGAGGGCCCUGCCUGCCGCGUGCCGCGGCGGGUGGAGGCGCUCGCGGGCGAGUUCGUGACGCAGCUGGGGCGCGGCGCGGCGCCGGGCGGCGGCGCGGCGGAGAACCUGCUGCCGCGGGCCGUGGCCCUGCCCGGCAGCGCCGCGCAGAUCGACUGCGAGCACCAGGUCUCCGCCGCGCUGCUGGCCGACGGGCGCCUGCUGGCCUGGGGCUGUAACGAGCACGGGCAGCUUGGCAUUGGCUGCAAGUCGAGCGACCGCCACGCACCCGAAGAGGUCAAGCUCGAGGUGCCCGUGGCCUCCUUUAGCCUAGGCUCGAUGUACGCGGGCGCUGUCGGCGAGGCGGGCGAGCUCUUCAUGUGGGGCUACGGCGGCCACGGCAACCUCGGGCUGGGCAGCCGCGCAUCCGUGGCGUCGCCCGCACUGGUGACGGGCAUGCCGGAGCCCGCGGCGCAGGUGGCCUGCACGCGGGGCCAGGAUGGUUGCAAGGGCGGGCUGAACCCGAAGGAGGGCGGCCAGGAGGGGCCGCACACCAUCGUCGUGGCCGCGUCGGGCGCCAUGUACACGAUGGGGACCUGCCACAAGGGCCUGCUGUGCAACCUGGGCUCCAAGGAUGGGGCUUUCGGGAAGCCGUGGGACGAGCUGCUCCCUUAUCGCGUGGGCGGAAAGCUGCGCAACGACUGCGACUGCCCGCCGAUGUCCCCGCUAGCGGUGUGGCCGCCGCCGUACGACAGCAUCUGCCCCGUCACCGCAGCCGUGUCCGCGCACAUCCACGCGGCGUGCGUCGACAUGAGGGGGGAGGGCAAGCCGCCGGAGGUCGACACCAUGAAGUGCUACAUGAUGGGCCCCCACCCGGUCGGCGUGGCGAGGCCCUUGUAUUGGAAGCACCGCAGCCUUCAGGGCUUCCGGGUGCUCGCGCUAGCUACAGGAGGCGGGGUCGUCCUGACCGGCAGGCGAACGCGGCUGGCCCCGACCCCGAGCACCGCGGCCCUCGGGGCCUCGAG
This is a messenger RNA of Prorocentrum cordatum, 1061 nucleotides long. NCBI's taxonomy places the organism in Eukaryota, Dinophyceae, Prorocentrales, Prorocentraceae. The record is from the annotation of a GenBank genome assembly.